Molecule: messenger RNA, 1582 nt
Organism: Heterotrigona itama
Lineage: Eukaryota; Metazoa; Arthropoda; Insecta; Hymenoptera; Apidae
Source: the annotation of a GenBank genome assembly
CAGCAGCAACAACAGCAGCAACAACAACACAGUCAACAGCUUCAAGCACCGGUGUACGUACCGUCGUCGAGGCCCACGGCAAUCCCAUCGGCGGCGACGGCGGCAGCGGCAGCCGCAGCGGCCGCCGCCGCUCAGUACCACUCGUUCCCCGGCUCCGGCUCGCCGCCGACUUGGGAGAAGACCGCGGCAGCGGCGGCCUCGUGGCAGCAUGGGGUCGAGACGUACGCGGCCCACCACGCUCUCGCGGCGGGGCACGCGAGCGGAUCGGCGGCCGCGGCCGCGGCUGCUGCAGCCGCCAUGGGCCAGCACUCGGGCCACCACCCUCACCCUCACCCUCACCCUCAUCCGCAUCCGCACGCGGCCCACCCGCACACCGGACACCAUCACUCCAGCCUCGCCGCCGCCGCCGCCGCUCCGUUUUACGCGCAAAACGUCGCCAUGAUGUCCUCCUGGCGCGCCUACGACGGAGCCGGCUUCCAACGAGCCUCCCCUUACGACACCGCGAUGGACUUUCAAUUCGGCGAGGGUCGCGAGUGCGUCAACUGCGGGGCUAUAUCGACGCCGCUUUGGAGGAGAGACGGCACCGGGCAUUAUCUGUGCAACGCGUGCGGACUCUAUCACAAGAUGAACGGAAUGAACAGACCCCUGAUAAAGCCCUCGAAACGGCUGGUAAGUCGUCGCUGAUGGAAACCAAUCGCGCGCUAUCGUAUUCCCUCCUACCUACCACCCUGUGUUUGAAAAUUGAUCUGAUUCCGCGACAGAUCUCGGAUUGACGAAACGUUGAAAUAAUUGAAAUAAUUAAUCUCGCUGUGUGUGGAUCGUGUGUGCUUCGCUCUCAGACUGGUGGAAUAUCUUUACGUGAUAAUACGAUGCGCGUGUGAGCACGCGUAGAACACGCAACAGCGAGUAAACGCAGCACUUUACACGAGUGUCGCGCAUGUGUGUAGGCGUUAAUGAAUAAUAUACUCCAUCCGUUUAUAUCAGAUCGUGUAUCAGCGUGGUAACCAACCGCGUCAAACACACGUGAACGUGCCAAGCAGUUUUCAUUCCUCUGUUUUCAGCGCACAUCCCUCCUACUGGCUGCUCCACUCGAUAUGUAGAGUGCUUUGAAAGCUUGCUUGGAGAGUUUCUCUUGCGUUGUCGUCUUUAGUUGCUAGGUCAUUCUGGUUCCUUCUUCGUGCAUUUACCUCUUCAUGCUCUCAUCGGCAAUUUCCAAUUCUCGAAAGUAAGAAAACGUCUGUAGUUGGGCCCUUUUCUUGCCAAAAGUCCUACGAUCUGCAUGACAAAAAUCUAUCCGGCUGUCCUUCUCUUUCGUCAUCUUCGAGUCUUUCUUUUGUCUUUCUUGUCCUAUUCGCGCGCUGUCUAACCAACAUUCGAACGAGAAUUUUAUUAUUUGAAUAAUCACGAAUGUUCGAACAGAUUUUGCUUCUUUCCAUAUAAAGCGCCAAAAUUUCAAACGAGCAUCGUGAAAUGAAGUACACGUAUCAAACUGGAUUGAUUUAUUACAACUAGCAUCUAAUUGUAAGAAAACUAGCUUAGUGUACUUGUUAAAAAUUUUCAUAUUUUUUUUUAGUUGAUAUAA